AUGCAACGCAACAUGGCCGAGCAGAAUCUUACCAUUCAACCAUCACCUUCGGGAGAGGAGACGAACGAGCCAUCCUCUUCCACUCCAACAAGAGAGCACGAAAAUAUAUUCGGUACUAGUAAUACAUAUCAUCACAUUGAAACGAACACAUCUCCUUCCACAAUAGCUCUUUCUUCCUCUCCUCUGUUGAGCCUUCAAUCUCAUCAUCAGCCUUACCAUUCAGAAAGACAUGAAGAAGAAGAAGAAAUACUGGGCUCUUCUCCUCUCAUCAUUCCUCAAACCAUCAUUCCUCUAUCUCUGGUAGUAGCAGUAAUAGUAGUAGUAACCAUACAUUACUAUCAACGGCUUCAUCCACUCUUCCACUCGGCAACUCUCAAACAAAUUCAAAGGAGGAAAGAAUUAGAGAAUUGGAGAAAGAACCGACGAACGAAAUCCAUCAUUACGAAUAGAGAUGGUAGUAGUACUAGUACUCAUAUGACGGCAACAACCACGAGUAAGGGCAACAACAAUCUUCCAACAAAAUCAUCAGUGCCACUCCGAAAAUCAUAUGCUAGUGGAGGUCCCUUAACAAGUCAUUUGGAAACAGCAUCGAAUAAGAAGAGAAAAUUCAGUGAAUCGACACAAACCAUUGCAAAUAAGAAGGUAACCAAUCAUCGACUGCCAAAUCCUUCCAAUUCUCAAAAUAUUAUGAGACAACAACAGGAAACAUCACCCAUCAUACAGCAAUCAUCGAUUGCAAAGAGAAAUGAUAACAUUAUUUCUUUUAGUAAUUUAUUGAAGAUUGACAAAUAUCUUCCAGGAUCUAACACAGUACAUCAUCGAGUUAAACAAGCUGAUGAAAAAGAAAAUACUGAUCUCAAUCUUUCCUCGAUUUUAAUAGUUGACGAUAAGGAAAAUGUGGAAGAGGAUCGUCACAUGCUUGAUAACAUUGCAAAAAUUGCAGACUCUAUCGAAGAGGAAGACAUACCUCCCUCAGUUAGUUUGGCCUCAAGUACGGGUCUGUCGUCAGCUUCAGCUACUUUGAAUCAAACAAGCUCAGUACUUCUUGAUGUAUCAUGUUUGGACAAGUCGGAGCCAAGAAGUGCUAGAAAGUCAUUGAAACAGAAAAGCUUUCUGUCAAGUGGAAAUGGCUCAAGCUUCUUUUCGACGAGUACUGGCUUUUCUCCACUUCCAUCAUUUGUUCCUUCGAAAACUCCUCUGUUCACGUUGAAAUCAACGUCGCUUAAACCACUAAAGAAUCCAAACCUAAAUUCCGGUGAGGAAGACGCCACCAAGUUGAAUUAUGACCUUGCUUGUAAGGACUCUCUUACAAACAACUCAACCUCACAACUUCGUGAUAAUAGCAAUACAUCUAAAGAGGAAAUUGAAUUUUUGAAAGCUAAAAUUCUUGACUUGGAGGAACGUUUAAGGAAAGAGUCCUUAGAAAAAGACUUGUGGAAAGAAAACUACAAAAAUUUGCUUUCGUCACGAGGAGAUGGUAACAGUCGACCCGUAAGCAUGGAGGCUAAUAGAUUGUUGGGUGAUACAAAUACUGCGAGUAAACAACAAUUAGAGUAA
Molecule: messenger RNA, 1557 nt
Organism: Naegleria lovaniensis
Lineage: Eukaryota; Heterolobosea; Eutetramitea; Acrasida; Naegleriidae
Exons: 3
Coding region: 1-1557 (518 amino acids)
Source: RefSeq, a predicted model, not a curated record